This is a messenger RNA of Sorex araneus (European shrew), 7702 nucleotides long. RefSeq names its product cadherin 8 (gene CDH8). The coding region runs from base 640 to 2787 and encodes 715 amino acids. The record is from RefSeq and is a predicted model, not a curated record. Gene Ontology annotation, biological process: cell morphogenesis; calcium-dependent cell-cell adhesion; synaptic transmission, glutamatergic. Gene Ontology annotation, molecular function: calcium ion binding; cadherin binding. The transcript is spliced from 13 exons. Gene Ontology annotation, cellular component: axon terminus; catenin complex; plasma membrane. Lineage: Eukaryota; Metazoa; Chordata; Mammalia; Eulipotyphla; Soricidae.
GGAGGGGGGGCGGCUUCCCCCAAUUUCCAAGUGGUAGACCUGCCUCUGCGCGCUGCCCAAUGAGAUCCGUCAGGGGAGGCACCCGGCUCACUUUUCCACCUCACUUCACAGUUCCGUUUGGCAGCCGGGCGGGCUGGCACGCCGGAGCGCUCGGGCCCGAAUUAGUGCAUUGAUCAGGACUCGCCCUGCCUUCCCCGCACGCCCGCCCGCACGUCGCCCGCCGGGGGCCCAGACGGUCGCGUCCACUCGGGGCCGCCGAGACCCGCCGAGCCCGGCCCGCAGCUCCCCACCCCCGAGCGGCAUGCACGGAAUCCGGAGGCGCCUGCCCAGCGCGCGGGGACCGCUCGCCGCUCGCCACCCUCGGGAGCCCACCCCGAGCCCCUCCAGCCGUUGGUGAAGCCGGAGGCUUGGGAGGAUUCAGCAGCGCCGAGCCCCGGACGAGAAAUUUCAAUGAGAAGAAAAGCCAAUGGAUCGUGGCCUUAGAAAAACGGCUUAGAAAUGUCUGUUUCCUGGGCUAUACACACGCGGCAGAGCUGUAAGUAAAUGCUCGGCGCUGCAUGAUGAAUUGGAUGGCUGCAGACCGGAGGCAAAAAAAAUAAUUGUCUCAUUUUCGUGGUGAUUUGCUUACCUGGUGGGACCAUGCCAGAACGGCUAGCGGAAAUGCUCCUGGAUCUCUGGACUCCAUUAAUAAUAUUAUGGAUUACUCUUCCCCCUUGCAUUUACACGGCUCCGAUGAAUCAGUCUCAAGUUUUAAUGAGUGGAUCCCCUUUGGAACUAAACAGGCUAAGUGAAGAACAGCGAAUUUUAAACCGCUCCAAAAGAGGCUGGGUUUGGAAUCAAAUGUUUGUCCUGGAAGAGUUUUCUGGACCAGAACCAAUUCUUGUUGGCCGGCUACACACAGACCUGGAUCCUGGGAGCAAAAAAAUCAAGUAUAUCCUAUCAGGUGAUGGAGCUGGGACAAUCUUUCAGAUAAAUGACAUAACAGGAGAUAUCCAUGCUAUAAAAAGACUUGACCGAGAGGAGAAGGCUGAGUACACCCUAACAGCUCAGGCAGUGGACUGGGAGACGAACAAGCCUCUUGAGCCUCCUUCUGAAUUUAUUAUUAAAGUUCAAGACAUCAACGACAAUGCACCAGAGUUUCUUAAUGGACCCUAUCACGCUACUGUGCCAGAGAUGUCCAUUUUAGGUACGUCUGUCACUAAUGUAACAGCUACUGACGCUGACGACCCAGUUUAUGGAAAUAGUGCGAAGUUGGUUUACAGUAUCUUGGAAGGGCAGCCUUAUUUUUCCAUUGAACCUGAAACAGCGAUUAUAAAAACUGCCCUUCCCAACAUGGACAGAGAAGCCAAGGAAGAGUACCUGGUUGUCAUCCAAGCCAAAGAUAUGGGUGGACACUCUGGUGGCCUGUCUGGGACCACGACCCUCACGGUGACCCUUACUGAUGUCAAUGACAAUCCUCCUAAAUUUGCUCAGAGUCUGUAUCACUUCUCAGUACCAGAAGAUGUGGUUCUUGGCACAGCCAUUGGAAGGGUGAAGGCCAAUGAUCAGGAUAUUGGUGAAAAUGCCCAGUCUUCUUAUGACAUCAUUGAUGGAGAUGGAACUGCACUCUUUGAAAUCACUUCUGAUACCCAGGCCCAAGAUGGCAUUAUAAGACUAAGAAAGCCUCUGGACUUUGAGACCAAAAAAUCCUAUACGCUGAAGGUGGAGGCCGCCAAUGUCCAUAUUGACCCACGCUUCAGCAGCAGGGGACCCUUUAAAGACACGGCCACCGUCAAAAUCGUUGUCGAGGAUGCUGAUGAGCCUCCCGUCUUCUCGUCGCCAACUUACCUCCUGGAAGUCCACGAAAACGCUGCUCUCAACUCUGUCAUUGGGCAAGUGACUGCGCGUGACCCUGAUGUCACUUCUAGUCCUAUCAGGUUUUCUAUCGACCGGCACACUGACCUGGAGAGACAGUUCAACAUUAAUGCAGAUGAUGGGAAGAUAACGCUGGCAACGCCACUUGACAGAGAAUUAAGUGUAUGGCACAACAUAACAAUCAUUGCCACCGAAAUUAGGAACCACAGUCAGAUAUCCCGGGUACCUGUUGCUAUUAAAGUGCUGGAUGUCAAUGACAACGCCCCUGAAUUCGCAUCCGAAUAUGAGGCAUUUUUAUGUGAAAAUGGAAAACCCGGCCAAGUCAUUCAAACAGUGAGUGCCAUGGACAAAGACGAUCCCAAAAAUGGACACUAUUUCUUAUACAGUCUUCUUCCAGAAAUGGUCAACAAUCCAAACUUCACCAUCAAGAAAAAUGAAGAUAAUUCCCUCAGCAUUUUGGCAAAGCAUAAUGGAUUCAACCGUCAGAAGCAAGAAGUCUAUCUUUUACCAAUCAUAAUCAGUGAUAGUGGGAAUCCGCCUCUGAGCAGCACCAGCACCCUGACCAUCCGGGUCUGUGGCUGCAGCAGUGAUGGUGUUGUCCAGUCUUGUAAUGUCGAAGCUUAUGUCCUUCCAAUUGGACUCAGUAUGGGCGCCUUAAUUGCCAUAUUAGCAUGCAUCAUUUUGCUGCUAGUUAUCGUGGUGCUGUUUGUAACUCUGCGGCGGCAUAAAAACGAGCCAUUAAUUAUUAAGGAUGAUGAAGAUGUGCGAGAAAACAUCAUUCGUUAUGAUGACGAAGGAGGAGGAGAGGAAGACACCGAGGCUUUUGACAUCGCCACUUUACAAAAUCCAGAUGGAAUUAAUGGCUUUUUACCCCGUAAGGAUAUUAAACCAGAUUUGCAGUUUAUGCCAAGAUCACAGAAGAAGAGUUGUUAGGAGGAAUAACACAGGAUGCUGUCAAGGGGGAAAACUGCAGAAAACAAAUGUAUCAAUGAACUGAGAGGACAACGAAAGAAAAUGAGAGGUCCUGCAGGUUCAUUUAAAUUCUUCCAACUCUCUUCUGCACAGGCAAGAAUAUCCAGGGCUAUCCUAAGAGUCCUCAUAAAUUUGGGUAGGAUUUGGACAACUAUGUUUUAGCUAAACACAGAACUGUAGGUGUCAAUAAAACAAUACCCUCUUCCUAAUACACUCAUUUACCUGACUAUAACUCCACUUAAUGCUUUUCUAGGUUUUCUUUAAUUCACCCACUGAAGUUUGAAAAUUAUACUGUGUUUCAAGUCUAAUUUUUGCAUAGUGAGUGGCUGAUCUAGAGAGAUUAGCUCAGAGAUAGCCACAAAUAAACAUAUUACAGAUAAAUAACUAAAAUAUGUUUCUAAUUUUUUUCAAAACAUGUGCUAUGAUGGUCAUAUACUUGUCUUGCCUAAGACAUGAAGUCUAACUAGAGAAAUUAUAGAAGCAGAUAAAUCAUAAAAAAUAGAUUUUUAUACAGAGUAGAUGAUGUAAACAGACAGCUUUAUGAAAGUAGAGGGAAUAAUAGCUAAUUCUUCCAAGAUAAAGCAUCCUUUUAGAAACUGUGUUACAGUGAGUCUUGGAGAGUUUGUCAGUAGACCAGGAGUCUAAGCUAGGGCCUAGAUACCUAAAGUGAAUUGUACUGUUGGGGUAGGAAAUCUUGCAAAGACCUUUAUAUAAGUUCUUUUUAAGAUAUGGAAUUAUCCUUGCAAGAAAACUUCCAAUAUCCUAAUUUAUUUAAAAGUGUGUGCCAAAGAUUUUCUCCUAAUGUUUCUAUAGGGAAUAAAUCAGUGACUAAGUCAGGUCUUUGUGUUUCUUCAAAGAACUGGUUCACAUCCAAUAUAAGUGUAUGAAAAUUAAAGAAAUAAAUGUAUUUUGACAGAACAUAAAAUACACGGGGUAUUUGACAUUGAACAAUAAUGGUGAUUGCUGAGUUGUUGCCAAGUGAAGUUUCCACGAUAAAAGCAAACCAUUAGAAAAGGUCUUGGGAAGUCUUGGGUUCAUCAUUCUGCUAUACCAAGCCAAUGAAAAUAUGCAAGAAGUAAAAAGGACACCGGGCUUCAGAGACAAGAGUGAAAAUCACUCUACAAUGUUCAGUGACAAGUAGAGACCCUAUUAUACAAGUCCUAGUCAACCAGAAUACAGGUUAUUGUAUUAUUAUUGUAUGUUAGAGGAGGCAACUCAAGGGACCGCAGUACAAAGAAAUCUGGAUUUUAUUUUUCAAAAGAUUACUCCUAUUAAUGCAUGGAAUCAGGAUUAUAGGAAAUCCAAAUGAAAGCAGUAAGUGAGAUAGAAGGGGACGAAAGAAUGAAAGAAGAAAAUCCAAGUGGCAACUGUUUUUUACGCACUCAGUAGUACUCAAUGCUUACUCCUGAUUUUGUGCUAAAGGAUCAAUCCUGACAGGGCUCUGGAGACAAUAUUGGAUGCUAGAGAUUGACCCCUGAGUCUGCAAUGUGCAAGGCAAAUGCCCACCCACCAUAAUAUCUCUUUAGUUCCUGAAUAAGAACAUUUUGUAGUAGCCCAAGUAAAAGGUGUUUUGGGUCUGCUGAGAUGGUGAGAGAAAUAAAAAUCCUUCAAAGAGAUCAGUUAUGUCAGCUCUAGGAAAAUCAGUGCUGCUCACAUUUGUACGAACCCUUAGAAGUUCCGUGAGCCUGUAGAGGUCCUAUGAGUUUCUGUGCAUGAUGAUGCUUGGACGGCCCAAGAAUUAGUUAUGGAGAUGGAGUCCUCCUGGCUAUUGAGACAGAGAGAGUUGACCUGGACCAGUCAAAAGAUUUCUUGUAAAAUACUUAAUGAAGAGGAGAACAUUUUACAGCAAACAUUUAGCUUUCUACAUUUUACUGGGUUUUGAGUAAUCAAAAAAUGAAAGCUUAGACUCCCUUAGACAAAUAAAUGAAAGACACCCAAAAUCUAUAAAUAUAAAGAUCAGUCAGAACAAACCAGAAUGUAAAUUCAAUGAUACAGAAACUAAAAGGAGUAAGAGGAGUUAAAUGAUAACUUAGAAAGGGACAUAGAAAGCAUUCCCCAAGUCCUCCAAAAUAUUAGUACUGAUUUCUGGGACCAUAAAGAUUGCUCAAUAGCAAUUGAGCAAUUGCUAUUGAGCAGUAGCAAUUUAGUCAGGUUUAAUCCCUUGCACUGCUUCGUCCCCUGAGAAAAACCAGGAGUGACCGUUGAGACCACUUGGUAUGGCCCUGAAAGUAAAAGAAAGCAAAAGGUAAUUUCUGUGCCAAUGUUUUUGAUAAAAUUGAAGGAGAAAAUUAUCAGAGUUGAAAAUAAAUAUGGGGUAAAGGAAACCAAUAAGGAUAGAUGUAUUAAAAUAAUAGCAUUGUAGCACUGUCAUCCUGCUGGUCAUCAAUUUGCUUGAGUGGACACCAGUAAUGUCUCCAUUGUGAGACUUGUUGUUACUGUUUUUGGCAUAUCAAAUACGCCACGGGUAGCUUGCCAGGCUCUGCCGUAUUGGCAGGAUACUCUCGGUAGCUUGCAGGGCUCUCUGAGAGGGACAGAGGAAUCGAACCCGAGUCGGCCUUGUGAAAGACAAACACCCUACCUGCUGUGCUAUUGCUCCAGUCCAUGUCUUAAAAUAUUAAACAAAAAAAAAAGCACAAUGCAAAAUGUAUAACUUAAAAAAGAGGCCAUGGGCAGAUCUUGUUGACCUACCUAAAUGCACAUAGAAUUUUUAAAACUUUUUGGGCCAUACCCUGCUGUGUCCAGGGCUUACUCCUGGUUCUAUAUCCAUUGAUCACUCAUGACAGGGCUCAGGAGAUCACAUAGGAUGCCAAGGAUCAGACUCAUGUCUGCUACAGAAAAGGAAAACACCAAAAAAAGCUGUACUAUCUCUCUCCAGCCCUGUAAAUGUAUAUAUCUAGAUAAAUGCUUCUCUCAUACUUGGGAGACCCCAUUUCAUACCACAGGGCACUUCCUGUCCUUUCCACUUCUUUCUAUUCUCUUGAAUCCCUUCUAAAUUCAGAAAAAGGAAAACACUUUUCAUAAAGAUUUAAGUUACAAAAUGAAAGGACAAGUUGAAAUUCAGGUAAUAUUGAUGAGAAAUGUCAUAUGCAUAAGUAUAAUUGGGAAAUGGCUCACCUCUUAAAGAGAAAUUCUUACAACUUCAUUGUCAGGAUGAUCAAGUUACACAAAGAAAUAAUCAGAUUGUUUUUUCUGCUUCCAUUGUGAAAUACUGGAAUCUAUACAAGAGUAGUAUGGUUUUGUUUCUAGACAGUUAUUAGUAAUAGUAUAGUUUCCAGAGAAACAAAGAGUAAAGGAGGACAUACAUGGAAAGGAGAGAGUGAGACUGUGUGUCAGAAAUGCUAAAUAAAUACGAAAAAGAUGGCAAAUGUGCCAAUUAAAGAGAUACACUGAAAAAAUAAUGAAUAAAAAUUUAGAGUAGGUGAAAUUCACUUAUUUGGCUAUACAACUAGAAAUAACCACAGCAAUAUUGGAUACACAGGAUGAAGAUGGCAUUCAAGAAAACCUACAUGGCCCAGAGACAUACUACAGAGGUUAUUGUACCGGUCUUGUAUGUGACUGACCAUGAUUUGAUCCCUAGCACUGCAUGUGAUUCCCUCAGGACCACCAGGGUUCAUUUCUGACAAGAGUCUACGAGCACUAUUGGCUGUGGCCUAAAAUUGUCUUCCCCAAACAAACCAAUUAAAAGAAUGACCCUUAGGGUCCUUUUACUUGAACAAGAAUGUCAUUAGUAGGACAAUUUGUAAACAUUAGGAACACUGGGAGAGGAUUUGGUUGUUAAAAACAUAUUCUGAUUCAUCUAAUGAUUCCUGUAUAUAUGGUAUAGUAGAAAUUAUAACUAUGUAGAAAUUCUUCCAUGGGAUAUGUAAAAAGCCACUGGAAACUUUUUCUAUACUAUGCUUUUAUUUUUCAUAUACUAUGUGUGUCAACAAAAUUUACAAGAGAUGUGAUUAGUUUAAAGUAUCAAAGAUCCAGGCAUACUAGUUGAUCUUUUUAGAUUUCUAAAAAUAAAGUGAAAAAUUAAAAGACUGCUAAUUAUUCACUGGAUUAAGUAUAAUAAAUUUAGUGAUAAGGAAUAUUUCACAAUAGAAAAGGGACAUUAUACACUGAAAUAUUUCUCACUGAUCAUUCUAAAGCUUGGAAAGACAUAUAUUUCAUAUAGCUUUAUACAUAAACAUAAUACUUUGUUCAGGAGUUAUUCGCAAGGUAUAUACUCUCUAUUUUGACAAUGCUAAGUCUCACAGGAAGAACAUUUGUCAUUUUGGUUUACCUACCAUAAACAUAUCAGAAACUUACAUUCAAUCCAGUGAAAGAGUUAAGGAUAUACUUCACACUAAUACAGAAUACACAAUAUGUAAAAAAUGAAUGAAAUGCUUACACAGAUUCAUAAUCAUGAGCUCCUUCCCCAUUUUUAAUAAAAAUGAAUCAAGAAAACAAGAACAACAAAAGCAAGUAGAAAUAUUAAUGAUGGUCAGAGAAAUAGUACAGGCAUUUUCCACUCAUUAGCAGGCCCCAGUUCGGUCUCAGCAUCAUAUAUGGUCACCUGGUUACCAUCUGGGUUCACUCCUGAGCACAGAGCUAGAGACUGUCCCCCGAUCCUAUCAGAUGUGUCCCAAUGUUCCCCAAAUAAAUCAAUUUAAAAAAAUUGAUAAUCCAGUUGUAAUUACAGAAAUGCAUUUAAGUUCAGUAAUCAAACUCAGUGUUACCAAAAAAACUGUAAAUGUAAAGGCAGUAAGGAGCUACUAUAAUCUUUUUUGUGUGGGGGGGGUGGGAGUAAAAAAGUUUAUUGGAAAGUAGAAAAGAAAAAAGAAAAGAAAAGAAAAGAAAAGAAAAGAAAAGAAAAGAAAAGAAAAGAAAAGAAAAGAAAAGAAAAGAAAAG